AUGGGAGCGUGUGCGACCGCCCUGACUCUGUCGAGCGCCGCAAAAGGCGCUGUACUCGAUUGCAGUCCAUCCGUGUGGCGUUUGCUAGGGACGGCAACAUGUGAACUGCGGAAACACGCUUCUUCAUGCUCGUGUUCCUCGGUUCCCUUCUGGCCGGAGCCGUUUUUCUUCUGCGGAGCACCAGUACCAGAAGAGAAAGUGUUUUUCAGCACACCUCGAACAUUCGCAAUGCUCGCACCGCGUCCAGUCCUUCCCGGCCACGCUGUAGUUACACCUCGCAGACAGGUGAAGGCCCUUUACGAUCUUUCCCCGGAUGAAGUUGAUGACUUGUUUCUGGUCGCUCAAGUAGUGUCAUAUAUCCUGAACGGCGUAACGGGGACAGACUCAUGUACACUGCUGCUUCAACAGGGCGAAGCGGCAGGUCAGUGUCUCUCACAGCUGUACGUGCACCUGGUUCCCCGUCGGAAAGACGAUCUUUCCAACAACGAUGAUAUUUAUCCGCUUCUAGAGAAGUCUCUCCCUCUUCCGCUGGAAGAAGACAGCGAAGUUCACCCCGAGGAGCGGGAAUCAAAACGUCUGCAGGCAGCGGAAUUCCGCGAAUGGCUACUGCAGCUUGCAGCUGACCAGCACCCGCUCCCGUCACGUCCCAUUGAUAUCACUGCGUGA
Neospora caninum is the source of this 666-nucleotide messenger RNA. RefSeq names its product putative BIS(5'-nucleosyl)-tetraphosphatase. Gene Ontology annotation, molecular function: catalytic activity. Bases 1 to 666 code for a protein of 221 amino acids. Lineage: Eukaryota; Apicomplexa; Conoidasida; Eucoccidiorida; Sarcocystidae. The transcript has 2 exons. The record is from RefSeq and is a predicted model, not a curated record.